CCCGCCGUGGGGAGGGGGAAGCUCGCUCCGGCGCUCGCUCGCACACGCCCGCUGCUGGGGGGACCGGAGAGCUGCGCCCUGGGGGUGGCGCAUCGGUGCGCGCGGGUCCCCAGCUCGUGGAGCGCCCCCAGCCCGCCGGGGGAGGAGGAAGGGCCCGGGGCGGCCAGCAUGCGGUAGCCCCGGGGCGGGAGGAAGGAAGGGGCUCCGGACGGGAGACGUCUGUCAUGUUGGCCGGGCUGCUCUUGGGGGCUGCCUGUGUGUCCCUGGUCCUCCUGGGCAGCCCGGGCAGCGCCUAUCCCGGCAGGAAGAAGCCGCCCAGCUUUGCCGCGGACAGGCACCGUGUGGGGCCGCAUGUUUGCCUCUCCGGCUUUGGGAGUGGAUGCUGCCCUGGGUGGAUGCCAUCCCCAGCCAGCGGGCAGUGCACUCUGCCACUCUGCUCCUUUGGCUGUGGCAGCGGCUGGUGCAUCGCCCCCAACGUCUGCUCCUGCCGGGAUGGAGAGCAGGGCAUCACCUGCCCAGAUCCGCCCAAUGCCUGCGGGGAGUAUGGCUGUGACCUUGCCUGUAACCAUGGCGGCUGCCAGGAGGUGGCCCGUGUCUGCCCGCUGGGUUUCUCCAUGGUGGAGACGGCCAACGGCGUGCGCUGUACAGACAUUGACGAGUGCCUGAGCGACUCCUGUGAGGGGUUGUGCGUCAACACCGAGGGAGGCUUUGUGUGUGAGUGCGGCCUAGGCAUGCGGCUUUCCGCCGACCGGCACAGCUGCCAGGAUACGGACGAGUGUCUGGCCUCUCCAUGCCAGCACCGGUGCAAGAACAGCAUCGGCAGCUACCGGUGCUUCUGUCGCCCCGGCUACCACCUGCACGGCAACCAGCACUCCUGCUUGGAUGUGAACGAGUGCCGCCGGCCCAGCGAGAGGCGCCCCUGCCAGCACGCCUGCCACAACACACCAGGCAGCUUCCUGUGCACCUGCCACCCUGGCUACCGGCUCAGCGGGGACAGGGUGUCCUGCGAAGGCUUCCUGAAAACCAUCCCGGCCCCGUCUCCCAUCCUGCAGUCCCUGCAGCACCCCCCAACUCUGCUGCUGCUCCCUCCCGACUCUGGGGGACCCCUGCUAGCCCCCAGGGCCUCCCUUCCUUCACAUGCCCCUGCCCCCCACCCCCCCCCCCCCCCCCCCUCCCUUCUGCCUGCCCCCCCCCCCAUACCCCCCUUGCUCCCGGCUGCCACCGCUGCCCCUGGCGCGUUCUCCCCACUGCCGCCAUCGCUGCUCCAAGGGGAAGUCCCCUCGCCCUCGCCUCGUCCCUCUGCUUCUCUGCCGCCCGCCCUUGCCACCUCGCCUCCCCUCUGCUGGCACCAGGGGGCGCCGCGGGAGCACAGCAGCCAUUGGACGGAGCCUGGGUGCCUGCAGUGUGCCUGCGAGGGGGGCCAAGUGGUGUGUGAGGUGGAGAGCUGCAGGAUUCCCUGUUCCCACCCGCUGCCCCCGAAGGACGGGGGGUGCUGCCCCAGCUGCACAGGCUGUUGGCACGAGGGGGUCGCCCGGGCCGAGGGCGAUGUGUUCUCUGUGGCUGACGGAAAUUGCACAGUCUGCAUGUGCCUGGCCGGCAAUGUGUCCUGCAUCUCCCCUGAGUGCCCUCCAGGCCCCUGCCCCAGCCCUGCCCAGGCCAACUGCUGCUCCUGCCAGCCAGCCACGUGCGAUUUCCACGGGCGCACGUACAUGCACGGAGCCGAGUUCAGCUUGGAUGGAGACAACUGCACCACCUGCAUCUGCCGGAGUGGCGAGGUGGAGUGCUCCUUCGCCCCCUGUCCCGAGCUGGCAUGUCCCCGCCAGGACUGGCUGCUGGCCCCAGGGCAGUGCUGCUUCUCCUGCCGGGAGCCUGCACCAGCGUCAGGUUGCUUCGUGGAUGACAAUGGGGUAGAGUUUCCGAUCGGACAGAUCUGGUCUCCGGGUGAUCCCUGUGAGUUAUGCAUCUGCCAGGCAGACGGCUCGGUGAGCUGCAAGAGGACAGACUGUUUGGAGACGUGUCCUCACCCCAUUCAAAUCCCUGGCCAGUGCUGCCCGGAUUGCUCAGCAGGCUGCACCUACAUGGGAAGGAUCUUCUUCAACAACGAAACCUUCCCUUCCGCCCUAGACCCCUGCCUCAGCUGCAUCUGCCUGCUGGGCUCCGUGGCUUGUUCCCCUGUAGACUGUAUCAUCUUCUGUAUGUACCCGUUCCACCCGGAGGGAGAAUGCUGCCCUGUCUGUUAUGAUUGUAACUACGAAGGCAGGAAGGUGGUGAAUGGACAGAUGUUUGUACCGGAGGGUGAGCCCUGCAUUCACUGCAUUUGCCAGUUGGGGGAGGUGAGCUGCGAGAGGAGGCCCUGUGCCCGCUCCUGCACUGAGCCCUCGGCGCUCCCUGCCGCCUGCUGCCCUGCCUGCCAAGAUGCUCCAGUCCCUCUGGAGGGCAGCCCUGUCCUUGUCCACGCAGAGGACGCAGAGGCUGGGAAAUCCCCAUCCCGCAAUCCCAGAGAGAACUCCAUUGACCAGCCCAGGGCCAGUGACUGCCGCCUCUGCCCCAGUUCCCCGGCUCCUGCUUCUCCCAGCCCAGAGCUCCUCGCAAGAAGGAACACGCCCCGCUGGGACGCUGGGCCCGUGAACACGGCUGGGCCCCCUCCGGCUGGGCCCCCUCCAGCUGGGCCAGGGUCCUUGGGAUCCCGUAUGGCUCCCUCGGGGCCUUCUCUGCGCCCCACUGUUCUGAUAGAAACCUCUGGGCUGGUGACUGCAGUUCCAAGCCCCAAUCAGCCCCCUUCACCCACCCCUGCAGGGCCCAGAACUGCCCCUGGAUCCUCAUCCCCAGCGCCGGCUUGGUCCCUGCUCCUCAGAAGCAUUCAACGCUCCCAUCAGAGGGCGGAGCCCCCCCGUGUGAGGAGAGCACGCCUGGCCAGCCAGCUGCGUAGUGCCCCUCGCCGAGGGGAUGGGGAGCGCCCGGCCCGUUGCAGCAGCGUGAGGAGGAGGAGGAAACUGACAGGAGAGAUGAGCUUGAUCGAACGGGGUGGGGGAGGGAAAGGAGGCAUCACGUUGUUCUGAGCGGCGUGUAUGGGAAGAACCACUGCCUCUUCCCCUGCCCGUGCCUCGCCUGCUCCCUCCCCAGAUCCUGCUAGACAGCAGAUGCCUCAGAAGGGGCAACGUGUGGGCGGCUCCACACCCCGCUGGUGGGGAGGAGAUGGCUUGGCCCCGGCCCGGCUGCCUGAGUAAUCCCAGGAGAUGAGGGGUGCCAUGAUGCUCUGGGAGGACAUGGUGCCUAGCUGAGAUACCAUGACUCAAGAUUUUCCAGGCAUGUGCGAGUUGCCAGCCUCCUUACAACCAAAGUGUGGGAGGAGAUGGGGAAGGGCCGAGAGCAUGCCCAGCUCCCUGCAUCGGGUGGGACGCGCCCAUCUGGUCCCAGGGGAUGAUCCCUGUGCAGGGCUCCUGAGACAGGUGAAUCGCCCCACCCUUUGGGGUGGUCCCUGCCUCAGCCAGGCCCAGGGCCCCUGGAUCCAGCCCUGAGAUCUCCCGCCACUUCUUGCAGACUCGUGUUUAAACCGUAGAGCUGAGAUUUCAAAACUUCCUAAGGAAUUUGAACACCCAGUUCCCAACUGGGCAUCCGGAUCCCCUGGGCCACUUUGCAAUUCCCACCCUAGAUUCCUUGGGGCUGCUGGGAGGCUUUCCCAAGCUACCCCUGAUGGACUGGUAUCUGAUCGCCCAUCAGGGCCAGCCUGCCCGUUCUACGGUGAAUAGUAAUAAAGUUUUCCCUACUAAUCCAAGCAUUCCCUGCUGCCACCUACAGCUGGCUCUGGCCAUGGGGACGAGUACAAACUGAGUGGGCUCAGCAACCCUAGGGCUGAUACCCUUAGUGGUGGGGUGAUGGCCUGGAGGUGGCAGGUUCUUCCUCUCCUACCACCAUCUCCUCAGCCACUCCUGGAUUUGGCAAUUCGUGCAGUGGCUGAUCUCAGCAGGGGAGGGGCUACAGGUGUCUGAUGUGAAGGGGACGUAGAGCGGGGAGCCUGUUGCCGGCUUGUUCUCCCCAAGCAACUUCACUCAGCUCCUGGCUAGGAGGGGGGAGAGGAUGGGUCCCUGCAGGACCCCGUGGCUGGGAGCAGGUGUCUUCUAUGUGGUCUGGGAGGAACGAUCUCAGCCUUAGACAAGUUUUUUCCCCAGUGCAUGGGGAGCUCACAUAGACUUUGCUCAUUCCUCUGCGAUGGGUGAAGGAUUCCAGAUCCCAGGCCUGUCAACCAGCGCCCCAGACUAAAGUUGUUUCACUUAGUGUGUAAUACCAGCUGUCACCACUGGGUGUCAACACAGGCUGAAAUAUUUCCUCAGGGACGGCCAUCAGACAGAAUCCAACCUGACCAUCCGUCCCUGGCUUCCGGAAGGAGCUGCUUAUGUUCUGAGUUGAACAGGCAAGUCCCCUCUUCUUCACCCAUGCAGACGGGCACCCGGGGCUGUGGCCGCCACCCUUGGGCACCUGUGUCUUCCCUCUGCCUGCACAAAUGUAGGAUUUGGGCUCACACGUCUGAACUUUGGGCCAAAACUGCUAAUCAGUUGCACACGGAGAUCCGAACCCUCACUGGAUUUGCCGCACCUCAAUCUCCCCUCCUAGGCCCUAUCUCCAGCCUAGUUCCAACUCCAGUCCCAGCAGGACCCCAGGUCACAGGGUGGGGUAAUUUAUUAUUUGUUUGUAUUGUGAUGGUAUCUAGGAGCUCCAGUCACAGGCCAAGCCCCCACUGGGCUAGGAGCUGUACAAGCACAGAACAGAAAGGCAGUCCCUGUCCCCCAUGAGCUGAUAAGCUAUAAACAAAGAGGCAGACAGACUGACAGACUGGGAAACACAAGGAGACAAUACAGCUCCGCAUGAUAGCAUAUGCUGUCAGCAUUGCAGCAGCCUGGCCAUGGCCAAGUUCUUUGUAGGGUUGUGAAGCAGAGUUGGGAUUGGGGUUAGGAUUAGGAUUAAAGUCCUUUGGGGCUAUUCUGUGGUUAGCAUUGGAGUCCGUUGGGGCCAGCGCUAGGGUUAGGGUUCGCUAUAAGGUUAUAGUUGGGCUAGGAGCUAGAACAACGUGAGAGGGUGAAACAUUACAGUCAGUGGGCUAGGAUUUAGAUUUACCACCAUAACCUAACCUUGACAUCUUACCCUGCACUGUACUAGCCUCGUUCCAGUGCACAGCAUUGCCAGCAUCCCUUUCCCAGCCGCUCCCCAUAAUAUUUACCCUCGGUGAAUAUCAGCCCCCAACUGGUCAUGUGCAAAAAAAUUCCAAAACACAAGGCCUUAACGCAAACAUUGUGAAUGUUUAAUUACACCCCAAGGGAGUGAAAAUUCCCAGCUAGUGUGAACAUUUGCUUUGGUUCUAAAAUAAGACUCUCAGAGAGCAAAAUUGGGCACAUUUUCACUUUUUUUUUUUUUUACAAAGUAUUUUUGAAGCAAAAAUGCAACUUUUUGAAAAGGAAAACCAUUUAAGGUCAGAAUUUCAGUGUUUCUUUCAGGCAGAAAUCAACUUUGUCAAGAAGCGGGGAAGUUUUAGAAUUUGAGUGUCCCUGAUGUGAAAGUGGCCAGGCCUUGGACCCACACACACAGAGAUAUUUGUGUGUCCGUGAAAUGUUGUGGGUUUUUUUUGUGCCAUGCACAAGGAGCCUGUGGAACUCACUGGCACAAUAAAUCUUUGAGUCCAAGUGUUUAGCAGGAUCCCCAAAAGGGUCCAUCAGACAUUUACCUGGAUAAUGAGAGAGAUGUUAGUAGGGGGUUUAAAAAAGUGUGGAAGGGCUAAACACCCUCAUGAUUUCAAGGUGUAAAGGCAACCUUGAACAGAGGCCAGGAAGAGACUUGUGCCAUGGGCAGGUGUGGGAUUUCUGCUGGUACCGGCUAUUGUCUGAGACAGAACACUGGGCAAGAUGGACAAUGGGCUGUUCACUGAUCACUGAAAGAGAUACUAAUUCUUCAGUGACCCACUUCCAACUGCCUCUGGUGAACAGAACAUGGGCUUCUGCAGUGCCCCUCUUCCAAACUUCCUGGUGGGGAAGCUAAACUGUUACAGAUACAGUUCCCAAGACCACAUCUUCCUUUCCCAAUAAAAACUUAAUAAUGGUGCUACCCUCUUUUGACCCGAGUGGCAAGUCAACGUCUGGGUUGUUUCCAUUAGGAGGAGACAUUGGUGGUGGAGUCAGAUAUCUUUGAUGCAAGCCUGCCUAUUUACACAGAAUGUACAAAGGUCUCUUUCUCUGAACACAGGAGAAAUCAAACAACAGGAGACUGUUUCUGUGCUGCCAGCUCUGAGGCCCUUUCAGCCAGCACUCUGCCCAAAACCUCUCUCUAGGCUUUGCAAAGGGUCAUGCUCAGUGCUUGUUCAGCUUGUGUCUGAAGCUUUCUUGCUGCCUUCCUGCUUCUCUGGUGUGUUUGUUGCUUCUCUCUCACACAGACUCCUCCACCAACCAACACCCAGCAAAACUCCUCUGCCCAUGUGCAGACCCUCCUGUGCCUUUGUUUUGGCAGGAGACCACUGUUAUUUUUAUAAAGGAGCUUAACCGUUUCUAUUAUCUUAAAUGAAGGGUGGUGGUUAUACCUACCAGUUUCAAGGAAGUUAAACCUGACAUAUAACAGGUGUCAAAAUUAAAACCAACCCCGACUACUUGGCAACCGGGCAGCUCCCAAUCAGCUCCAGGGUGCUAGACAGCAGGACUGGCACAUGUCAUGAGUGUGAUUCAUUAAAGCCCAUGAGCAUCUUCAGGCUGGGGAGCUACAGCACAGGUAGUUCAUUAGGAAAUAGCAGGGGAGCACAAAGCUAAAGUCUGGCUACUGGGCCAGACUUGGCUGCACUCCUGGCCCAGUGUGCUAUAGACGGGGGCCUGCUGGGAUAAGCAAUUAACACCAGGGGAAGGAUGAGUUUUUUUGACAUGACUGGGAAUGAAGCUGUCUAUGCUGAGCUACAGCCUCAACGAAAGGACCUGGUACUGGCCAGAUCUGACCGUGCUACAUUGCAUAUGGAAAAGUCUCUUUUCCCUAGAGUUUGGUUGAGCAGAGCUGGCCUGGAAUGAAAGAGUGCUCCCGGAAACCGCCCUAUUCAGGUGUCCCUUGGUGCUGCACAUUGCUGGCACCAGGAAUUUGGUGCUAGUCUCGUUAAUGGGCAGAAUUUAUUUUCCAUGCCCCCCUUGAAAGCUUUCAACAAAGAUGCAAAAUGGAUCACAGGUUUCAAGAAGGGAGGUUGGGUAGAAAUAUCUGAUGCCUAUGUAAGCAGGGUCUGAAUGAAUGCUUCCCUGACAGCUAGCUGGGAGGAGGAGAGACUUUGGGUGUGUUUAUGUAAAUACAGUUUGCUCCUGAUCUGCUUACAUAUUUAGCAGAUACAGCAGUGUCAUGGUGAUCAAUUUUGGCUGGUGUUGGGUACAAAUCACCUUAGUACUGAAUGCAGGUUUAGUGAAAUAUGUUUACCAAUGUUGUAAUCAUUGUAGAAAUACAGGAAAGCAGGACUAUGUUUAACCUGUCCCGGGGGCCACCCUCAGCUGAAAGAUCCUUGUUAAGCCAUGGGCUCAAAUGUCAGAGCCCUGUGAAAGUAAGAGAGGUGGGAAUAGAUAUCUUAGCUAGGGGCUGUACAACCUCAUCAAGGGUCCUUAUUAGGUUGGUUUAACCUGUUCCUCCCCAGUGUUCAAUGAAUAGAGCUAAAUGGGCUUCAUUAGCAGCCUCUUUGUUAUGUUAAAUGCCCAAUCAGACCUGAAAUCAGUUGUGGUAGGACUGUGUUUCUGCCCUGCCUGCUCAGAGCUAAAAAUCACUGAGAGCUGAAAUCACUUGAGCUGUGGCAGUGUUUCUGUCCAGCCUGCAAAGAACUGAAAACUACUAAGAGACUGAUGUGCAGAGGUCACAGCAGAGAGGCAGAUGGCAGCAGAAGGUGACUGACAGCUGGUGAAUGAGUGGCUGGUGUGGUAGAGAGGUGCGAUGAGUGCCCAGCGCAGGAGCAGCCAGUGAGUGGCCAGCAGGGUGACUGGCAGAGAGGGAUGGCGAGCGAGUGCCUGAGCAGCAUAGCGAGUAAGGUACCUCUUUACCCCACCCGGGAGGAGGUGAACUCUGCAGAUGCACCUCUGCAGGGCCGGCUUUAGGGCAAUUCAGCCGAUUCGACU
Molecule: messenger RNA, 8108 nt
Organism: Terrapene triunguis (Three-toed box turtle)
Lineage: Eukaryota; Metazoa; Chordata; Testudines; Emydidae
Gene: VWCE
Product: von Willebrand factor C and EGF domains
Biological process (GO): cellular response to virus
Cellular component (GO): cytoplasm
Molecular function (GO): protein binding; calcium ion binding
Source: RefSeq, a predicted model, not a curated record